Molecule: messenger RNA, 951 nt
Organism: Plasmopara halstedii
Lineage: Eukaryota; Oomycota; Peronosporomycetes; Peronosporales; Peronosporaceae
Exons: 1
Coding region: 1-951 (316 amino acids)
Molecular function (GO): ATP hydrolysis activity; ATP binding
Source: RefSeq, a predicted model, not a curated record
AUGCUCUCGACUUUGACGGAGAGAUUUGCUGCCAAUGAGUUCGACCGCCGCCAGCCUUUGGCGCUUGUAUUGUUCUCGAACACGAGCGAUUUACUACAAUCGCUGGCUGGUGCUUUGGCCUCUUCGCUUUUUGGCUCCUCUCACACGCCUCACACAGUUGAAAGUGUUGAUUUUCAAGCGCUGCUUGAAAAUCCCCGCUCCUCGAACCAUGAUAUCAAGCACAUACUACGCUCUACUUUGGUCGCACCUCUAGACGCCUGUCCCAAGCGCAGCCUCUUCAUUCUCGAAAACGUCCAAGCACUCGAUGACGCCACUUUACCGGUGCUGGAUGUUUUACUUGACCCUUUAAACGGCAAGCGUGCGCAGUUUCAGCAUUAUGUAGAGGGCCAAACUAGCCGUGUUUUUGACUGCACCAACACUAUCUUUCUCUUUUUAUACAAGAUAUCAUCCCAGCAUUUUUCGACGGUGAAUGGAAAGGUCGACUUUAGCGAGUGGCGCGAGCUCUUAAUGCAGCGUUGGACACGUAUUGAAGGGUCGAUUGAAGAAUUUACACCUCAGGCACUCGUAGGAAGAAUUACUGACGCAGUUGCAGUGUUUCCGUCUGGUAAAAAUGAUAAUGCUGGCAUGAGGUAUGACGAGUUCAAAAAAUCCCGUGAGUGGCGUCACAUGUGUGUCAUGCGUUCACAUUACACAGAAGACAAAGCUGAUGAAAUUGAGGACACGGAUAAGAUUUUUCCAACUUCUACGUUAUCUCUUGUUGCUAAAAAUAUGGCUGCUGCCUCGACAAUUCCAGGAAUGAUUGUUAUGAUGUCGAUACCGGCUUACUUGCUUAUUCUGACGCGUGCUAAACGUUGGAAUAUAGAGACUGUCAAAGAACGGAGGAUUAUCCACCGCCGUCGUAAUAGCGGUGGCAGCAUACCUAAGCGGAAAAGGAGGAAGACACGUAAGUGA